Daucus carota subsp. sativus is the source of this 5056-nucleotide messenger RNA. Its product is annotated as NDR1/HIN1-like protein 1. NCBI's taxonomy places the organism in Eukaryota, Viridiplantae, Streptophyta, Magnoliopsida, Apiales, Apiaceae. Bases 151 to 780 code for a protein of 209 amino acids. Gene Ontology annotation, cellular component: plasmodesma; plasma membrane. The record is from RefSeq and is a predicted model, not a curated record. The transcript has a single exon. Gene Ontology annotation, biological process: defense response to other organism.
GCAAGAUGCAACUCUCACAAUUUAUGUAUGUCUUUUCCUUUUGUUAUAUAUAAUAAAGCUAGACGCAUUAUACACUUCACACUUCUUUCUCAUAUUUCACCUAUCUUUCCAUGCCAAACCAUAUAGCCUAAUCACCACCACCUUCACCAAAUGUCGAUGAAAGAGUGCGGCGACCACAAGCAGAAACGGCAGAAUCGCAUCCGCCGUCUAUGCGCCUGUCUCCUAGUCUUCUGUUUCCUCGUCCUUCUCGUGUUUCUGAUCACUUGGGCUAUCCUACAACCCAAAAAACCCAGUUUCGUCGUCCGAGACGCCACAAUCUACGACUUCAAAGUCGCCUCCUCUCCCGACCUCUUCACUUCCAACUUCCAGAUCACUGUCUCGUCUCGAAAUCCCAACGACCACAUAGGCAUAUACUAUGACAAACUCGACGUCUAUGCCUCUUAUCGCGGCCAACAACUCACUUACUACACUGUUAUACCGCCUACCUAUCAAGGCCACAAGAGUAUGAAUGUUUGGUCACCUUUUAUAUCAGGUACUAGCGUUCCGAUAGCUCCUUUUAUCGGUGAAGCACUGAACUUAGACCAGUCUAAUGGAGGCAUCCAAAUGAUGAUCAAAAUCAAUGGACGGGUGAGAUGGAAAGUUGGCGCCUUUGUUUCUGGGCGCUAUCAUCUCCAUGUUACUUGUCCCGUUUAUAUUCCUUAUGGUAGUAAAAAUGACAAUUUUGAUGGUGAAACAUCGAUCAAGGUCCCGCUUCUAGCGAGCUGCGCAGUGAGUGUGUGAUUCGCUCAAAUCCGCCUCAUAUAUAUUCAAGGUAUAAAUAUUUUUAGCUUUUAAUUUCUUAUAUACCGGCUUCACCAAUUUGUAAAAUAUAAUAAGGAAUCAUAAUCUCUACAUAUUACGCUGAAAGGCAAAAAGACGUUUACCGAAACUAGGAUGUUUCUUCUUGUAAAAAUUACUUUAAACAGAAAAUUCUCGUUCCAUAAUUUCUUCUCUUUAUGAGGCCAGUUUGGUGGAUAUUAGCAUAGCCGUUAAAAUCAUAUUAGCAUAUGGGAAUUGAGCCGAUAAGGUGCAUGGUGUAGUGGCUUGUGUAAAUAGUAUGUCACGCAAAUAAUUGUCACAAUCUUGUUGUGAUGCCUUCAAAAUUGAUGUCACAAUCUUGUUACGGUACCGGCUCACUGUGCCAUUUGUUAUAUAGCCUUGUCGGUUUAAGAUUUUCGAAUUAUGCAUUUUAAAAUUAAUUUCAGUUUUUAUUCUUAAGCAAUUUUGUAUAGUUAAAGAUAUUCAAAAGUAAUUAUUUAUAUAAUUUUGAUAAUUUUAUAGUACUAGGCUACUAGCUAGCCUUCUCAUGAUAUUUUACCUAAUGUGUUGAAUUAAAAUUUGAAUUAGAAAAAAAUAGAUUCUGUAAGAUGUUCACUUUCUUUUGUGAAGAGACGUUCACUUUAAUAGGUAAAUAUAAAAUGUAACCUAAGUUCAAAAGGAAAAAUCUGACAAUAAUAAAAAGUAAUAUACUCCUUAUGUUUUUCUAUACAAGCCUUUUAAAUUUUUUUACACACUUCUAAAUACGUUGACUACAUUAAAUUUUAUUAUUAAUUUUUUUAUGAAUAAAAUAUAUAUUAUUAAAUAUUAAAAUUUGUAGAAACAAUAUUAUAAGACAGAGUUAAGUUCUAUGGAGUACAUAAAAACAUUGGAGUAUUGGAGUACAAAUCAUAAUUUUUUAUUUUGAUCCUAUAUAAUAUCUUUGAUUAUCCAAAUUUUGAUAUAAUCUAUCAUUUAUAAGUUGUCUUGCACAUAAUUGUCAAUUAAUCAUUGAUAUCUUUCAACUUUAACAAGUAUUAAGAUUAUUGUUCUGCUUAUUAGUUAUAUUGCAGAACAUAGAGUUCUAUAAUUUAUAAAAGUAAUUAUUCUACCAUUUGAUCACGAUGUUUAUGUUGCAAAACAUAAUGUGCGGGUUGUCAAAUAUUUACAAAUAUUAUUGGACAAAAAAAAUUGAAAUUUAGAUGACUAGAUUACAUUUUAUCAAACUUUGUACUCCAAUAUUCCAAUUUUUUUUGUACUCCAUAGAACUUAACUCAGACAAUAUAUAUCGAGUAAAAAGUCAAACUGCUGAGGGAAAAUGAAAGCUAAGGGGGUAACAUUUUUAAAUCACACCAAACUGUAAAGGAACUAAUUUAGAAAACUGAGUUCGCAUUUAAAAAUAUACAUUUGAACGGAUGAUUCACGUGUAUUUUAAGAUUUUUACAAAAUAUAAUUUUAUAAAUUACUUUUUACAAAGAAUCUUUUAGAUAAAAUUUUGAAUAUUUACUUAAAAUAAAAUUUAUAAAAAUUCUAAAAUAGUGCCAAAACCAUUAAAGAAAGAGAUUAAUGGGAUCAAGGAGCAACAUUUACCACUGUGUAAAUACGAUAACGGAUAAUUUUAAAGGUUACAGACACAUGGAUCAGACAAGCAGACAAUCUUAGAAGUUAGAGCUGUUACCUUUUGCACAAGUUUCGAUGUACAUUCUCAUUUCUAAAGUAGGGGCCGAUUCUCGUAAGUUGUCAGUGAAUGUUAUAAUAAGUCGACCAGUUCGUGCAUGUGUAUAGGUGGUAGGGUGUACACGGUUCGGGUUGGGCGGGUUGGGCGAAUUUAUCAACUCAAUCCAAUUAAAUCGGGUUUUCAAAAUUUCAACCCAACCCGAACCGCAUAAAUUUGUAAUCCAAACCAAUUUGUUGUACUUCGGUUCGGAUCAGAUUGGAUCGGUUUGGUUGGGUUACUAAAUUAUAUAACUAGAACAGAUGUCUCAAGAUUUAAAAAAUGAAAAACAGUUCAACAAAAUAUUAUAAUCGUCGGUGUCUAGGUCUUCAACAUCCAGUUUUUUACACUAAAAAAUACAUUAACAAUCUUGUCAAAGACAUAAAUUUAAAUUUAGUUCAAAAAAUAAGUAGUACAGUAACAAACAAUGAACAAAUAUAUUCAUGAAUUUAAUCUCAUAUUCUCAAUCAUGUUUGUUUGCUACUUGAAUAGAUGAAUUUAAGAACAUAAAUACAUUUACGUAACAAACAAUCAAUAUUCAUCUUUGUAUGAUCCUAAACAAACAUAAUACACAAACAUAAUAAUGAAUUUAAUCUCAUAUUCUCAUUCAUAAAUAUUAUCUCAUAUAUAUUAAAAUAGUAAAUAGAAAUUACUACACAAAUACAAUAAAACUAAAUGCACUAGACUAAUAUGUGAUGAGAUGGGUAAAACUAAUACGUUCACAUAUUUUUCAAUCGGAUUGGGUUGGAUCGGUUAAUAAAAUCCGAAACCCAUGUCCAACCCAACUAAAUCGGGUUAAUAUUUUUUCAAUCCAAUUAUUAAUCGGGUUAAAAAAUUUCGGGUUGGAUCGAAAUAUGGUCGGUUUGGAUCGGGUUGAUCGGUUUCACCAACCCGUGUACACCCCUAAUAGGUGGCAUUACAUUUUGUAGUAAAAUGCAGAGAAUGUACCUUUGCAAUAUUAUACAGGUGCCACUUUACUAGUUUGGACGAAUUAGAUGGUACAUAUUCAUAUAUUAGGAACCGUCCAUUGACUAUAUUAUUAUACUAUCUUAUUUAUUUAAUCAUCGAUUCAUCACAAUACUGAUCAUUAACGUGACUACUUUCCAGCUCCGCCCCUUGUUUUUAUCGUCCGGGGCCAUAUGUUGUUCCACUGUUUGAGAUUUUGGCUUUGCAUUCUUGAUAAGACCACUUAACUCGUUUGCCUGUCCUGCUUUACACCCAGUACGUUAGUACACAUAAUUCUUCUAGUGAAGCUUUUUUCUUUCUUUUUUUAAUUUGCAUAACAAAUAGGUUUCACAACUCGGGAAUUUGUAAUAAUGGUUUUAACUUUUAAGGUUAGAAAUUCACUAUAACAGCUAUUUCUACUUAUUGUCCGAAACAUGUGUUAGGUACAGUAUUGACUUGCUAGUCAGUUCACACUUCAUGUUUCACACCAAAGAGAUACUCAUAUUAUUAUGAACAAAAACCAAUUUUAUAUACGGAGGAUCCCCUAAAUAACGCUCCUCUAAAUAGCCGUUUUGUGCGGGGCAAUACGUAAAGGCCAUGUUAAAAAUAACAAUACUACACAAUUGUAACAUUUAAGUAUUUAACAACUCUCUCAUUAUUAGUCUAGACUUUGCUCCUCUGGCAUUAGUAUUUAUCUACUCAUCCACACCGCCCCUCCCUCACAAUUCACAAAACUCAUCUCUUCUCUUCCUCGCCAAAAUUCGCCAUGAGCACAAAACAGUGCAGCCACCACAAAGACCGCCGAAAGCGGAUCAUCCGCCGCGUCUGCUCCGUCCUCCUCGUCAUCCUCUUCAUCUGCCUCCUCACCUUCCUCAUCAUCUGGGCCGUUCUCCAGCCCAAAAAGCCCCGCUUCACCCUCCAGGACGCCACCAUCUACGCCUUCAACGUCACCGCCGUCCCCAACCUCCUCACCUCCAACUUCCAAGUCACCGUCACUUCCCGAAACCCCAACAGCAAAAUCGGAAUCUACUACGACAAGCUCGACAUCUUCGCCACCUACCGGAGCCAACAAAUCACUUACUUCACCACCAUCCUCCCCGCCUACCAGGGCCACAAAGACACCAACGUCUGGUCGCCGUUUAUUUACGGCACCAACGUCCCGGUGGCGCCGUACAACGGGGUGGCGUUGAGCCAGGACCAGGCCAGCGGGGACAUACUGUUGAUGAUCAAGAUGAAUGGACGGGUGAGAUGGAAAGUUGGAUCCUUCACUUCGGGUCGGUAUCAUAUUCAUGUGACGUGUCCAGCGUAUAUCCCGUUUGGUAAUAAUCGUAACAGCGGCAUCGCUGUCGGUAGCGCCGUUAAGUACCAGCUCUCCACCAAGUGCAAAGUCAGUGUCUAAAUCUGUGAAUCCGCUUCGACGCCGUUAAGUUCUCUCUUAUACCGUUAUACGAACUUUGAUUAAUUUUGUAUACUUGGUGAAUUGUAAAUUUUGCUAAAUAAUUUAGAGAAUAAGCAAAUUCCUAUAGCAAAAUUACACAGUCGGUUGAUUAUUAAUGUAAAAUUAUGAUUGAAAUGGACAUAAAGUUGUUGAUCCGAAGAAAA